Messenger RNA from Astrephomene gubernaculifera, 1961 nucleotides. NCBI's taxonomy places the organism in Eukaryota, Viridiplantae, Chlorophyta, Chlorophyceae, Chlamydomonadales, Astrephomenaceae. The record is from the annotation of a GenBank genome assembly.
GUACGCAACGGAAGGUGAUUAUGCUUCGUAGCUUUGUGUUGUGUAUGUAGGCUGAUGCCCUAGCGCAUUCUACAACUCAAUAACGACUUUACCCCCGGGCCAUGACGCUCUGCAAUAUGGAGCGCGUACUAGCUUAUACAACGGAAGUUACAUGUAUUAUUUGAAAACUUACAAUGGACUGACUACUCUUAUACCGUCCAUUCUCGGCUUUAGCUACCUUCAACGCGACCUUUUCCCAAAGUUUCCCAAAAAUGUUGGCCAGUGCACCAUCCCUAGAGAUUGCAAAGCAUGGAAGGCACUCGAGAAAGCGAGGCAUGAAGCUAUGCCUCUUAGUAUCUGAUUCAAAUUCCUGCAAGUCUGCAUACAAGUUCCUCCGGGGUUUCUACAUCCCCGCGGUUGACCAGAUCCACCUGGUCACCGCCAUCAACACAGAGGCGGGCCGUGCAGCAGCGCUCUCCCGGCAGCAGGAGAUCCUGGAGCCGGAGCUGCUGGAAACAGCGCACUACCACGUGGUGUUGAAGGAGGACGAUUACUCGCUCCCCGAGAGCCUGGGGCGCUACGUGGAGACGGUGGUGCGGCCGCACAUCAUCUUCAUGGGCUCAACCAACCUCUGCACCAACACCCAGCCCACCAGCAGCGGCCCCGCAUUCCGCCCCAACCAGCCCGCACCCAGCUCCUUCAGCCCCGCCCGCCCCUUCACCUCAGCCCCCACCCGCUCCAGCUCCCUCCCCUACGGCAUGAGCACCACCUCCUCCUCCUCAACCACCACCUCCGGAUCCGGAACCUUCUUCCAACGACCGCUCCAACGACCGCAGCCCUCCAGCGCCGCAACCGCCGCCGCUGCUCCCGGCCCGCCACUCCUCGGCAACAGCAGCCUCGCGCUUCGCAUCCUUCCCGAGCUCAAAUGCGCGCCCGUGGUGCUCGUGAAGUUCAACAGUAAAGGCGCCUGGUUGAAUGCCUCGACCAUGCCCGCCUCCUCCUCACCCUCCGCCGGGCCGCCGCCAGGCACAGGAGCCACGUCAACGGGUGCAGCAGCAGCCGGGGCGGCAAAUGGGCUGUCGCCUUCGGCUUCCAUUGCGGCGCUGAGCCUGGCGACCAACGGACCCGUGGGUCGCAUGAGCUCCGCGGGCGGUGUGAACUCGCCUCGGUCGUUUCCGCAGCGGCCGGCGUCCGCGUUGCCGCUGGUGGGGAUGGGGUCCAGUCCGAGGGACCCGAGGGCGGGUCCCGGGACGCCGGCUGGGGCUGCGGCGGCGGCUGCGGCGCUGGCGGCCCCGGCUGGCCCGCUGACCACCCCCAUGCGAGUGAUGGUGGACUUGCAGGCGAACAGCAGGCACGUGUUGGAGUGGCUGUUCGAGCACCUGACUCCCGGCCGGGACUCCCUGCUGCUCACCGUCAGCCAGGCAUUCGACGACAUGCACCGCAUCAAGCCCACCGCGCAGCGCCUGCUGACGGCAUUCGGGGUGCAGGCCACCGUCAACUCAUUCCGGGCGGACACGGCCGUCUUCCCAGGUCCCCCCAACAAGAGCCUGCCCCAAGCGGUGGUGGAGGGCGAGCCGGACCUGCUGGUGCUGCAGACGCCCCGCUGCAAGGGCAUGCCGCCGGCGACCGUGGAGAUCAUGUACGCCGCCAAAACCAGCUUCCUGGUGUGGCCACCGGACUACUCGCCGGGGCCUGCACGGUAGCAGGGCUGUGGAGGAGGUAGGGAGGAGGAUACAACGAACUGACCGUGUAUGGAGGAGGUGGGCUGCGGCGGCGCGGCGCGGAAGUGCCGUGGGGGUUGCUUGUAGGAAUUGUGAAUUGUGUGUUCAUUGUGCGUGGGGGGGGGUGGCGGUGGGUCUGCAUGAGUUGGGGGUGGUGGAUGCGGAGUAAGGCUUUGGUGGCAGGGAGCACUGUCCUGAUUGCAUGAUAUGGAAAGAAUCGUGUUGCGAAUCUACUGAAUGAAUCUACAUACCGGUAGUACU